ACUAAUAGGAAGUCGAUCUGUGGUGGCUGUGGAAAUGUCGGAGAAUGUGGCUACUGUUGCAGCUAAUGAUGAUGAGGAGGAAAGCUGGGACUCCCUUUUCAAUGAUGAUGGGGACUGUGUUGAUCCUCAACUUCUGACAGAGCUGACAGUGAGAGGGAAAAACCAUCAGAGCAGAGAGGAGUCUCAAUUUAACUAUUAUGACUAUGAUCCUAAAGAACCAGCCAUGGAUGAUCUAGAACUGUCACAUGUCAUCGAGAUCUAUGACUUCCCUGCUGAGUUUAAGACCGAGGAUUUACUCCGUGCAUUUGCUACUUACCAGAAGAAAGGUUUCGACGUAAAAUGGAUUGAUGAUGCACAUGCCCUUGGUGUGUUCGCCAGUCCAAUCGCAGCCCGUGAUGCAUUAACAUUUAAAAAUCCUAUGCUAAAGGUACGUCCACUAUCACAGGCCACCCGAGCAUCCAGAGCCAAAGCCCGAGCUUGUGCUGACUUUCUGCAGCCUGCUAAAGACCGUCCAGAAACAUCUGCGGUUCUUGCAAGGAGACUGGUGAUUAGUGCCUUGGGAGUGCGGAGUACCCAGAGCCGAGCUGAAAGGGAGGCAGAGCGCAAGAAGCUACAGGAAGCCAAAGCACGGCGGCAUCUAGAAGCAAAACAGCGUGAAGAUGCCUGGGAAGGGAAGUGAUGGCAUCGCUCUUGGAAUACAGCAUCUCGAAAAACGGACAUUGGUUUU
Molecule: messenger RNA, 727 nt
Organism: Nanorana parkeri
Lineage: Eukaryota; Metazoa; Chordata; Amphibia; Anura; Dicroglossidae
Product: coiled-coil domain-containing protein R3HCC1L-like
Exons: 6
Coding region: 35-679 (214 amino acids)
Source: RefSeq, a predicted model, not a curated record